AUGGUUUCGACACUCACAUCGCCCACAGAGCCGGCCAAUGAUGCCCCGCCUGCCCCGGGUGGCCGGCUCGUGCAGCCCGAUGAGCUGCGGGCUGCGUUCGCGAUGGCCAUGUCGCAAAUGUACAAGAACGAGGUGCCUCUGUACGGCGACCUGAUGCGUAUCGUGCAAGGAGUGAACAAGACAGUGCUCGAGCGUUCUUCGGACGAGCCCCCCAGCCCCGAUGCCCUCGACCAGCUCACCAUGGAGCGGCAUGGUGCCAUCCGCCUGGGCAAGGCGUCAGAGCUCCGGACCGUCCGCCGCAUCUUUGCGCUCCUCGGGAUGCACCCGGUCGGCUACUACGACCUGUCGGCGGCCGGCCUGCCCAUGCACGCCACGUGUUUCAGGGCGCCCGACUCGGGCUCCCUGAGACGUAACCCGUUCCGCGUCUUCACCACGCUGCUGCGGCCGGAUCUCAUCCGCUCCGAGGAGGCCCGCCGGCUCGCUCUGGAACUGCUGUCGCGGCGCAACCUGUUCAGCGACGAGCUGAUGCGGAUGCUCGACCGGGCCGAGGACCAGGACGGAAUCCCGGUCGAGCAGGCCGACGUCUUCAUCCGCGAGGCGAUGCAAAUCUUCCGCUGGGCGCCGGUGGCGGCGUCGACGCUUGCCGAGUACCGAACGCUGAGGGAGCAACACCCGAUCCUAGCCGACAUUGCCUGCUUCCAGACGGCCCACAUCAACCACCUCACCCCACGCACGCUAGACAUUGGCAUGACUCAGUCGGCCAUGCUGGGCGAGGGCAUGGCCGUCAAGGACCGCAUCGAGGGCCCGCCUCCCCGCAAAUGCCAGAUCCUGCUGCGCCAGACGAGCUUCCUGGCCCUGGAGGAGGCCAUCCGCUUCAAGAGCGACCGGGCACCCGAGCAGGAGGCCGCAGCCAACCUGGUCAGCGCCUCCCACAAGGCGCGGUUCGGCGAGAUCGAGGAGCGCGGCGCCGCCGUGACGCCCCAGGGCCGCCGGCUGUACGACGAGCUGCUCGAGGAGGCCCUUGCCGGCAGCGCGGGCAAGAGCAUCCCCGAGAUCGAUGCGGCCAUGGCCGAGGCGUUCCUCAAGUAUCCCGACGAGUGGGACGAGCUGUGCGCGCGGGGCCUCGUGUACUACGAAUACCGCCUAGGGUCCAGGAAGCCCGGCACCCACGACGCUGUGCCGCUGGGCCAGGUGGCCGAGGCCGAUGUGGAGCGGCUGGUGGGUCGGGGCUUGCUCGAAAGGGUGCCCAUUACGUACGAAGACUUCCUGCCCUUCUCCGCGGCGGGUAUCUUCCAGUCCAACUUGCCGCAGGACGGCAAACAGGAACCCGCUCAGAAGGAAGUCGUCGAGCCAUCACCGGACCACGUUGGUAUGGAAAAGGCCCUGGGUUCUGCCAUCAUCAACCCGGACGGUCUGUAUGAGGAGGUUCAAAGGAAAAGUCUGGCGUCCAGCUUGGCGGCGUUGCAAUCAAUAGUGCAUGGUUCUGGGCCACAAUAG
Molecule: messenger RNA, 1497 nt
Organism: Pyricularia pennisetigena
Lineage: Eukaryota; Fungi; Ascomycota; Sordariomycetes; Magnaporthales; Pyriculariaceae
Exons: 1
Coding region: 1-1497 (498 amino acids)
Molecular function (GO): oxidoreductase activity
Source: RefSeq, a predicted model, not a curated record